AUGAAUUUGAUGACUAUUGGUAUGUUUAGUCGAGCGGCGACCGUUAGGUCACUAUAUCGAGUUAUUAACAUACAAGGCCAAAACAUGUAUGUCGGGUGUGUGACCCAUCAACUACCUAGCAAUGGUGGAGAAAACAUAGGUUGUCAUAAUAAAAGCUUCAAAUUAUGCAGAAAGAGUUUCUAG
Linum tenue is the source of this 183-nucleotide messenger RNA. Lineage: Eukaryota; Viridiplantae; Streptophyta; Magnoliopsida; Malpighiales; Linaceae. The record is from the annotation of a GenBank genome assembly.